Molecule: messenger RNA, 797 nt
Organism: Daucus carota subsp. sativus
Lineage: Eukaryota; Viridiplantae; Streptophyta; Magnoliopsida; Apiales; Apiaceae
Exons: 2
Coding region: 133-645 (170 amino acids)
Source: RefSeq, a predicted model, not a curated record
UUGCCAAUUUGACCAGCAGUCCCUUCUUAUUGGUUAAAGCCCCCAACACAAACAGUUUACAGAAUACAGUACUCACUGCAUCUCUCCUCCAAAUACAAGAAUAUCCAUUAAAUUGCUGGAAAAAGUAGUACAAUGUCCAACUCUAACAUGUCUCCAAUCUUUCCAAUGCCUCAUCCCCAGCACUACCUCCUCACUGACUAUGGCUUCAACCCCCAGUUCCACUAUUUCCAGGUGUUAGAAGAAGCAAGGAAGCAGAAGAAGGAAAGGGUAGCAGCACCAACAGCUCAGCAAUUCAAAAAGAAGCACAGCAGCUCCUCCAGAUCGAAACGGUGGCUGAAAAAUGCAUUCCGCUUCAUCAGGGCUAAAAUAACACACUGGCCUGUUCACCAAACCAAUCAGGAGCUUCAUGAUCUUGGCAGCAGAGUCUACCAAGUACGUGCCGCCUUAUCAGGCCCAUUGUACACGACAGAAAGCAGAAGCAAGUCUGCGACGCCUUACAGGACCAGCAGAAGCCGCUCAGCUUCAGGCCUAAAUUUCACGACAAAAGAUAAAACUAUACCGUACAUCAAUCUCAGGGAACUUAACAUGGACCAGCAUCCUCGGAGAUCAAAUACAGCUUCUCUGCCUAUCUAUUUAGUCACCUAGCUAGUAGUAUCUUUUUUCAUAAUUAAGGUACAUUAUAGUGAUGCAGUUUUAGUACUAGAUAGAUCAUAAUCCUGAUUGUUCAACUCUUUUGUCUCUGUGAACAACUGUAAGUUUUAACAUUAUCAAAUGCAGUUUAGCCUGAUUGGGAAUAA